Molecule: messenger RNA, 495 nt
Organism: Aureococcus anophagefferens
Lineage: Eukaryota; Pelagophyceae; Pelagomonadales; Pelagomonadaceae
Exons: 1
Source: RefSeq, a predicted model, not a curated record
AUGGAGCUCGCGUCCACGCCCAAGGGCGCCCGCGCGCACAUGCUGCAGUGGGAUGAGAUCGACGCGAAGAUCGUCCAGUGGGCGGCGUACAAGUUGCGGCCAUCCCGGUCGGAGGUGCCGACCGAGGAGACCAAAGGCCGCGACUACUUUGAGCGCCGGAUCCGCGACGUGCGAAGGUACAUGCAAAACCAGGGCCCGCCGACCUUUCUGAAGCAGCUCCAGAUCCUCGUGGAGCAGCGGCGGAACCGGCCCGCGGGGUACCACGCGCUCCUCGCGGUCUUCACGUCCGAGGCGUGGCGCGAGGACGUCCGCGACCGCAGCGCGCCCAAGGACCAGGCGCUCAAACUCGCGGCGCACGUGUUCAUGCAUGAAGUGCUGGCGCAGGACCGGCGCGACGCCGCCGCGGCCGCCGCCAACGGUGCGGCGGCCCGGCGCGAGCUCGAGACGCGGCGCGCCCUGGAGCAGAACGACGCCGCGCGCGAGUUCGCCGGCAUC